Molecule: messenger RNA, 1086 nt
Organism: Papaver somniferum (opium poppy)
Lineage: Eukaryota; Viridiplantae; Streptophyta; Magnoliopsida; Ranunculales; Papaveraceae
Exons: 4
Coding region: 1-1086 (361 amino acids)
Source: RefSeq, a predicted model, not a curated record
AUGGAUUGUUUUGUUACUAGUUGUAUGAAGACUACUUUUACUGAUUCGAUUUCUGGUGAUGUUUUGGGCUUAGUAACUGCUAGAGAGAUUUGGUCAUUUCUUGAAGUGAAUUUUCAAAGUCAGUUUAUGGCAAGGAAGAAUUUGUUAAAGAAUCAGCUUCAUAAUCUCAAGAAGGGCAAUAUGACUAUUCUUAUGUAUCUUCACAAUGUUAAGACUAUUGUUGAUAAUUUAGCUGCAAUGGGAGAAAGGGUCAGUAAUUCAGAUCUUGUAAUGUCUGUGUUGAAUGGUCUUGGUAGAGAAUUUGAUAGUUUUGUGGUUGAUGCUCAAAAUAGGGAUGUCCCAUUUACUUUUGCAGAAUUGAAACCUAGAUUAUUGAAUCAUAAACAAUGGGUUCUUAGUCAGCAACAAGAAACUGCUUCAAUUUUUGAUGAUCAACAACAUUCUGUUAUGUUUAGUAGGAAUAUGAAUUCUGGUUAUAAUGGGAAAAACAAGUCAAAGGUUUCAAAUGGUUCAAAUUAUUUCAAGAGUAAUUCAUCUUUCAAGACUGGUCAGAGCUCAAAUUAUAAUCAAGCUAGCUCUUCUGGUUCUGGUUCUGGUUCAUAUAAUGGUGGUAGUGGAAAUGUUGCUCAACAAGCUUUUACUUUUAUUGGUGAAGAGCAGUCUUUUGAUCCUUCUGCUUCUACUUCUGAAGCACCUCAAUGGCUUGCAGACUCUGGAGAAACUGCUCAUAUUACUGGUAAUGAGGCUCUUCUACAACAUACUUCAAAUUACAAAGGCAAGGACAAAGUACAAGUAGGCAAUGGUAAGUCUCUUGUUAUUUCAUCUACUGGAACUUCUACUAUUCAAACACCUAAAACUAGUUUUAGGCUUAAUUAUGUCCUGCUAGUUCCAGAUAUGAAACAUAAUUUGUUUUCUUCUUCUUCAACUCUUUCUUUGUCAACAACUGUGUCUGCUUCUUCUCAACUUGCUAACAGCAAGAAAUUGCCUUUUCAAUUGUCUAACUCUCAUGCAACUCAACCAUUGUCACUUAUCCACUGUGAUGUAUGGGGUCCUACUGUUUCUUCUCUAAAUGGUUAUAAGUACUGA